AUGCUGAUCAAUCUGAAACAGCUACAACUGCGGUGCUGCCUGCGAACCUCAGACCCCGUUUCUCUAGGCCCAACUGAUUAUUUUCUAGUCCGCGAAUGCCCCGCCCCGCCUAAGGAGAAGACUUGCUACCGCUGCGGUGGCGUUGGUCACCUGUCUCGCGAGUGCCCCCAGGCUGGUGACAGCUACGGUGGCGGCCAGGAGUGCUACAAGUGUGGUCAGGUCGGUCACAUUGCCCGCAACUGCCCCCAGGGCGGCAACUACGGCGGCGGCUACGGCGGCUUCGGACGUCAGCAGACCUGCUACUCGUGCGGCGGCUUCGGCCACAUGGCUCGCGACUGCACCCAGGGCCAGAAGUGCUACAACUGUGGCGAGCUCGGCCACGUUUCGCGCGACUGUCCCACCGAGGCCCGGGGUGAGCGUGUCUGCUACAAGUGCAAGCAGCCCGGCCACGUCCAGGCUGCCUGCCCCAACUAG
Molecule: messenger RNA, 474 nt
Organism: Penicillium alfredii
Lineage: Eukaryota; Fungi; Ascomycota; Eurotiomycetes; Eurotiales; Aspergillaceae
Exons: 3
Coding region: 1-474 (157 amino acids)
Biological process (GO): positive regulation of cytoplasmic translation
Cellular component (GO): cytoplasm
Molecular function (GO): single-stranded RNA binding; mRNA binding; zinc ion binding
Source: RefSeq, a predicted model, not a curated record